This is a messenger RNA of Labrus bergylta (ballan wrasse), 2144 nucleotides long. The record is from RefSeq and is a predicted model, not a curated record. NCBI's taxonomy places the organism in Eukaryota, Metazoa, Chordata, Actinopteri, Labriformes, Labridae.
ACACAGAGAUGGAGCCCGACACAGAGAAUCUGGAGACCGUUCCUCCUGUCAGCACGGAGCAGGUGAACCAGAUUCUGAUUGGACGGAUGAAGGGGAUCCAAGGCCACUGCAACUCCUGCUACAUGGAUGCUGCCCUCUUCAGCUUGUUCUCCUGCUCCUCUGUGCUCGACUCCAUGCUGUUCAUAUCAACAAAACCUCAAGACGCCCCGAUCCAGAACACUCUGCUCUACGACAUCGUGAACCCCCUCCGCAGGAGAGGCUUUGUGGAGGGGCGGCACGUCAUGAAGCUGAGGCAACAGCUGCAGAAACACGGCUACAGUCAUUCCUUCACCACUGAUGAGAAGGAUCCAGAGGAGUUUCUCACCGUCAUCAUGCACCACAUCCUGGCUCUGGAUCCUCUGCUCAAACUCUCAGCUGGGAGUAAAGUGCAGGAGAGCUACUGCUAUCAGAUCUUCUUGGACCAGAAGCACAGCCUGGUGCUGCCCACCGUCCAGCAGCUUCUGGAGCAUUCUUUCCACAGCACAGGACUCAAGCUGGCAGAGGCUCCAUCCUGCCUCAUCCUCCAGAUGCCUCGCUUCGGGAAGAAAUUCAAAAUGUUUGACAAAAUCAUUCCCUCUCUGGAGCUGGACAUCACCGACCUCCUCUCUGAAGGUCCUCAGCAGUGCAUGCUGUGUGGAAACUUGGCGCAGAAAGAGUGCAAGGACUGUUUUGAAGAUCCUGUUUUCAGCCGAACAGGAUUCAAAAUCUUCUGCAGCAGGUGUUCUCAUCAGGUGCACGCUCAUCCUCAGCGCCAGUCCCAUAAACCAGCUGAUUUGGAAAUCCCAAAGGCUUAUAUUAGCCGCGGCACACCUCAACCUCAAGCUCUGACCAGAGACAAAAUGCAGCUGUUCGCUGUGCUCUGCAUCGAGACAAGCCACUACGUGUCCUUCAUCAAACACGGACCGAACAGCCAAGACUGGAUCUUCUUUGACAGCAUGGCGGACCGAGAAGGAGAGAGAGACGGCUACAACAUCCCAGAGGUUCAGGCCUGCCCUGAGGUCGCCAUGUACCUGGAAAUGUCUCCCGCCGAGCUGGCCACUCAGGUGCCUCGAGACAUGAAAGGUGUGGCCAAACGUCUGUUUUGUGACGCCUACAUGUACCUGUAUGAGAGCACCAGCAUGUGUCUCUAUCGCUGAGGGGACUCAGGAGGACCUUACUUCAUACGCUUCUAUUUCUGCUUCUGCUGCUCUGAUCAUUUUCUUUGGUUUGCUAAUCUGUUCUAAAUGUGGGGAAGAGUGCACACAUGAGUAUUUAAAACAUGUUAAACUUGGCGCCGGGACAGUAUCAGGCUUCAGUCAUUUGUACAGACUUUCUCUCUGAAAUGUUAUAUGAAGAAAAAAAGCACAAAACUGACUCGAUGAUUUUGCACUAUUCAAACAAAGAUGACAAUCACUGACAUGCAUCGGCAUGUGUUUGCAAAGAUGGACCACAUGGUAGGCAGGGUACUAUGAUUAAUCUCUAGUUUACUGUUUCCUGUUGCUGCUGCUGCUGUUUGAUAAUUAUCUGUAGAAGUUGAAUUCUUAGGAAAGAUAAUUCUUUGAAAAAUUGUUUUCAAUGAGUAGAGAGCGUUCGCAGUAGAAAGAAACGCUCUGUCUUUUUUGUGCAGCCGCUCCGAGCGCUCAAGUUGAAAAUUGUUCAACUUUUCAGAAAGGCACUGUUGAUACCACCGGCGCUCUUUUCCUACUGUCUGAGCAAGCGCUCCGGAGCGGGGAAGCCAGCGCUAGGUGGACACGUGGCCUUAAUGUUUAUAUUGUAUGAAUGACUUUCAGGCAAACCUUUUUUUUAAAGAAGACAGAAUGUAAAAGAUUUAAGAGUGGCCUGUUUUGAUUAUUGCCACCAAAGGAUCCUGUUGUAAAUAAGAUGUUAAAAGUUUGCUCUAUAAUUACACCAAUGUGUCUCAUCGCUGUAUGACUAGUUCCUCUGAUUGUUCAGGAUGGCGACUGGAAUUGGUUUCUUAUGAGAUUAAAGACAAAUGUUGUCCAGACUUUUAUGUUUUUGUUGUAAAAAUGUUGCUGCUUCUCUUGUAUACUCUCUGAUACGUUGUUUGUGAUAACAGUAUAAGGAAUUGCAUUGGAAAAUAAAGAGCUACAUGGUCCUGGCCUUUU